AAGGUGCGAUCUCGCCACCUAGCAACAAUGGCAGAAGACCACAAAGGCAAGACGGUCACCGACCGGCGAGCCGGCAAUCGGCGGUACAACGACCGGUGCACCUUGGAGAGCCUCACCGUCGCAGCCGUCUUCCUCGUCGUGGUCGGCGCGCUCUUGCUCAUCCUCGGCCCGACGUCCUCCGACCUCACCCUCCCGCGCCUCCGCGUCGUGUUCAACAACCCCGUCAACAUAGCUGUCUCGGCACCGCCGGGUGCUGCCGCGCCUGCGCCCAGCAACGCGAGCGACGAGGACAUCGGCCUCCCGCAGCCCCGGCAGCUGACGGACCCUCCUUACUCGCUGGGUCGCACCAUCCUGGACUACGACGCGCGCCGGUCCGCGUGGCUCGCCGCGCACCCGGAGUUCCCCGCGCGCGUGCCGCUCGCGGGGAAGCCGCGUGUGCUGCUCGUGACGGGGUCGGCGCCGGCGCGGUGCCCCGACCCGUACGGCGACCACCUGCUGCUCAAGGCGUUCAAGAACAAGGCCGACUACUGCCGCGUGCACGGCCUCGACGUGUUCUACAACACGGCGUUCCUAGACGCCGAGAUGUCCGGGUUCUGGGCGAAGCUGCCGCUGCUGCGGACGCUGAUGCUGGCGCACCCGGAGGUGGAGCUCCUCUGGUGGGUGGACUCCGACGCGGUGUUUACGGACAUGCUCUUCGAGCUGCCGUGGGAGAGGUACGCGUCCCACAACCUCGUGCUCCACGGCUGGGCCGCCAAGGUGUUCGAGGAGCGGAGCUGGGUCGGCAUCAACACCGGCAGCUUCCUGAUCCGCAACUGCCAGUGGACGCUCGACCUCCUCGACGCGUGGGCACCCAUGGGCCCGCGCGGCCCCGUGCGCGACAGGUACGGAGAGCUGUUCGCGCAGGAGCUCUCCGGGCGCCCGCCGUUCGAGGCCGACGACCAGUCGGCGCUCGUGUUCCUGCUCGUGAGGCAGCGGGAGAGGUGGAUGGACAAGGUGUUCCUCGAGAGCUCCUACGAGCUCAACGGGUUCUGGGAGGGAAUCGUGGAAAGGUACGAGGAGAUGCAGCGGAAGGGGCGGCCCGACGGGCUCGGCGACGGUCGGUGGCCACUCGUGACGCACUUCGUCGGGUGCAAGCCGUGCCGGCGAUACGCGGACAGCUACCCGGCUGAGCGGUGCCGGCUCGGCAUGGAGCGCGCGCUCAACUUCGCUGACGACCAGAUACUGAAGCUGUACGGGUUCGAGCACGAGUCGCUCAACGGCACCGCCGUGCGGCGUGUCCGGAACGAGACCGGCGGGCCACUGGACGCCGACGACGAGGAGCUCAGCCGGCUGUUGCACCCCACGUUACGGGCCGUCAAGCCCACGUAGGCGACAUAGUGCUAGCUUGUCAGAGAUUCUGUUUCUUAUGGUUGACUUGAUUUUGCUGGAGUUUCUUUUCUUUUCUUUCUUUUUUCUUGUUCCCUCUCCCUUCUUCUCAGACUCAGAACACUCAA
This is a messenger RNA of Phragmites australis (common reed), 1493 nucleotides long. RefSeq names its product probable glycosyltransferase 5. Gene Ontology annotation, biological process: xyloglucan biosynthetic process. Gene Ontology annotation, cellular component: trans-Golgi network; membrane; endosome. Bases 28 to 1368 code for a protein of 446 amino acids. The transcript has a single exon. The record is from RefSeq and is a predicted model, not a curated record. NCBI's taxonomy places the organism in Eukaryota, Viridiplantae, Streptophyta, Magnoliopsida, Poales, Poaceae. Gene Ontology annotation, molecular function: hexosyltransferase activity; xyloglucan 6-xylosyltransferase activity; UDP-xylosyltransferase activity.